Messenger RNA from Gossypium raimondii (Peruvian cotton), 1384 nucleotides. RefSeq names its product protein STRICTOSIDINE SYNTHASE-LIKE 5. The transcript has 4 exons. NCBI's taxonomy places the organism in Eukaryota, Viridiplantae, Streptophyta, Magnoliopsida, Malvales, Malvaceae. Bases 36 to 1214 code for a protein of 392 amino acids. The record is from RefSeq and is a predicted model, not a curated record. Gene Ontology annotation, molecular function: strictosidine synthase activity. Gene Ontology annotation, biological process: biosynthetic process.
CUGCACGCCAUCCGUUGGAAUAGUUUAUUCAUACAAUGCCUGAGUCAAAAAUCUCACCUUCCUCACCCAAAUCUCCUCUUAAUUCAAGAACACGGCCAUGGCCGUUGCUACCUCUUCUUUUACCCGCAAUUCUGCUUCCGGUGGUUGCAGCUAUAGUUGUUUACCAGCUUGACUCGUUCGACGCCGCCCCUAUGCCCCUCCACGAGUUGAGUGUCCCCUUCGAGCCGCCCUUGUUGCAUAACGACCAUAUGCUACAAGGGGCGGAGUUUUUGGGUGCCGGUAAGCUUCCGGGACCGGAAGAUUUUGCGUAUGAUUCCAGAUCUCAAGUAAUCUACACGGGCACUGUAGAUGGAUGGAUAAAGCUAGUGUGGGUGAACGACUCGGGGAGCGACACGGUUGUUGAGGACUGGGUCAACACUGGCGGUAGACCGCUUGGACUCACUUUGGGGCUCAACCAAGAAGUCAUCGUUGCUGACGCUUACAAGGGUCUAUUGAAAAUAAGUAGAGAUGGUGCUAUCGAGGUGCUAGCAGACGAAGCCGAAGCUAUGAAAUUUAAGUUGACGGAUGGUGUAGAUGUAGCUAAGGACGGCACGGUGUAUUUCACCGAUGCUUCCUACAAGUACAACUUGCACGAAUUCUUUCAAGACAUAAUGGAGGGUAGGCCUCGUGGUCGGCUUAUUAGGUUCGACCCCAUUUCAAAACGAGCCGAUGUGCUGCUCACCGAUCUUUACUUUGCUAAUGGAAUUGCUGUGUCACCUCAUCAAGAUUGUGUCAUCUUCUGUGAAACCCCCAUGAGGAGGUGCAGAAAGUAUUACAUUGAGGGCCAUAAGAAGGGACAUGUUGAAAAGUUCAUUGAUAAUUUACCAGGGAUGCCUGACAACAUCAAAUAUGAUGGAGAUGGCCAUUAUUGGAUUGCAUUGCCUACGGGAAAUACAAUGUUUUGGGAUAUAGCAAUGAGAUAUCCGAUGGUUCGAAAGGCAGCGGCUAUGGUUGAUCGGUGGGUAGGGUGGAUAGGUCGAAUCAAAUCGGAGAAAAAUGGUGGGCUGCUGGUGGUCGACAUUAAUGGGAAACCCGUUGCACAUUAUAGGGAUGUUGAAUUAACUAUGGUUACAUCUGGGUUUAAGCUAAAAAAUCAUUUAUAUAUCGGGUCUUUUAUCCUCCCUUAUAUUAUCCGUGUCGAUCUCGACCAACACCCAGCUGGACAUAGUCAGUAAUAACUCUUUCACUUUUACAGUUACAGGUACUUUAGUAUUGUUAUUGGUGUUGAAAAGUGUUUUCUAGAAUGAAACUGUAUUAUAUUUUACUGUUAUUUUUUUUAUUCUGUUUUCGUUCUUAUUGUACCAUAAAAGUUCGUAACAAGAUUAAUAUACUAUUGGUUAUCUGA